This is a messenger RNA of Spinacia oleracea (spinach), 1335 nucleotides long. Its product is annotated as protein trichome birefringence-like 9. Gene Ontology annotation, cellular component: Golgi apparatus. Bases 16 to 1311 code for a protein of 431 amino acids. Gene Ontology annotation, molecular function: O-acetyltransferase activity. The record is from RefSeq and is a predicted model, not a curated record. The transcript is spliced from 4 exons. Lineage: Eukaryota; Viridiplantae; Streptophyta; Magnoliopsida; Caryophyllales; Amaranthaceae.
UCCUAGGCUUCUCAUAUGGAUCUCCAAACUCAAACACAGAGAAUCAUAAGCCUUUAUUUCAUUAAAAAACAUGCCUAUAUUUAUGUAUGUUCCUUGUUCCUUUUAAUUGCCACCAUUUUGAUUGCAAUCUCAAGUAUUGUAAAGCCUUUUGAUCUCCAAUAUUCUGUUUACCAACAUAAACAACAAAGUUGUGACUAUUCUAAUGGACAAUGGGUUUGGGAUGAGAACUACCCUUUUCAUAGCUACAAUGAGACUUGCAAGUUCCUCGAUCCUGGUUUUCGUUGCCGUGAGAAUGGACGUACUAAUCAAAGCUUCCGUCAUUGGCGAUGGAAACCUCAUGGGUGUGAUUUUCCUAGAUUCAAUGCAAGUGAUUUUCUAGAGAGGAGCAGAAAUGGAAGGAUUGUAUUUGUCGGAGAUUCAAUAGGGAGAAACCAAUGGGAGUCACUAUUGUGCAUGCUAUCAAUAGUAGUUUCAAACCAAUCAUCAAUGUAUGAAGCAAAUGGAGUUCCCAUAACUAGACAUAAAGGCUAUUUCUCCAUCAUUUUUCAAGAAUUCAACCUCAGUGUUGAGUAUUACCGCGUCCCCUUCCUUGUGCGUGUAAGCCGUCCACCUCCAAAUUCGCCGGAACAAGUACGUGGAACCAUUAAGGUUGAUAAGCUCCACUGGUGGUCGGAAAAAUGGCUAGGAGCAGAUGUCUAUGUUUUCAAUAGCGGUCACUGGUGGAAUCAGGCAAAAACCAUCUCGUCAGGCAUCUAUUUUCAGGAAAGAGGGGUUGUAAAUAUGACAAUGGAUUAUACAGAAGCAUUUCAACGGUCAAUGAAGACGUUGAAGUCAUGGGCAGAAGAGAAGUUAAAUCCACAAAGAAGCCACAUAAUCUUUCGAAGCUAUGCUCCAGUUCAUUACAGGCACUGCACUUUAUGCUUUUUUACAUUAAAAUUGAGGAAUAUGUUUCAAAAUUUACAAGAUUGUGAAUAUUUCAGGAAUGGAACAUGGGAUACAGGAGGUACUUGUAGAGAUAGGCAGGCACCUGAGACAAGCAAAAAGAAGCUGCAGGAAGACCCGCCGUUCAACCAAUAUAUACUAGACGUUGUCAACGAAAUGGAAGCUGACAAGAUGAAGGUCAAUUUUUCAAACAUUACAUAUCUGUCUGAGUUAAGAGCGGAUGGCCACCCAUCAAUCCAUCGUGAGCCACUUUCUCAACAACACUCUAUAGAAGACUGCAGCCAUUGGUGUCUUCCAGGAGUUCCAGACAUAUGGAAUGAACUUCUUUACUCUGAAUUACUGGCUAAAGAUUUUAGAAUUAAGAGAUAAGGUUGAUCACAUCAUGCAUUUGGC